This is a messenger RNA of Hemisphaericaspora subhashii, 252 nucleotides long. RefSeq names its product proteasome regulatory particle lid subunit. The coding region runs from base 1 to 252 and encodes 83 amino acids. Lineage: Eukaryota; Fungi; Ascomycota; Pichiomycetes; Serinales; Debaryomycetaceae. The record is from RefSeq and is a predicted model, not a curated record. The transcript has a single exon. Gene Ontology annotation, cellular component: proteasome regulatory particle, lid subcomplex; proteasome complex. Gene Ontology annotation, biological process: proteasome assembly; double-strand break repair via homologous recombination; mRNA export from nucleus.
AUGUCAGCAGCAACAGAAGCAACCAACGCAACCAUAGAUACAACCACAGAAGAAGAAGAAAAGAAGGUGAUAAAGACAUUAGAAGAAGAUGAUGAAUUUGAAGAUUUCCCAGAAGAUUCUCAAUGGAAUGAAACUAAUAAAAUAAAUCAACAAGAUACUUUAUGGGAAGAAGAUUGGGAUGAUGAUGAUAAUCAAGAUAAAUUCUCCCAGAAGUUAAGAGAAGAAUUAAAGAAGUCUCAGAAACAGGUUUAG